Messenger RNA from Haliotis rubra (blacklip abalone), 994 nucleotides. RefSeq lists its product as uncharacterized. The transcript has 2 exons. The record is from RefSeq and is a predicted model, not a curated record. NCBI's taxonomy places the organism in Eukaryota, Metazoa, Mollusca, Gastropoda, Lepetellida, Haliotidae. Bases 1 to 840 code for a protein of 279 amino acids.
AUGUUGCUCAGACUGAAGUUAUUGCUGUCGUUGUGGAUCAGACUGAAGUCAUUGCUGUUGUUAUUAUUUGCUGUUGUUGUCUCUCAGACUGAAGUUAUUGCUGUUGUUGUCUCUCAGACUGAAGUUAUUGCUGUCGUUUUGCUCAGACUGAAGUUAUUGCUGUCGUUGUCUCUCAGACUCAAGUUAUUGCUGUCGUUGUCUCUCAGACUGAAGUUAUUGCUGUCGUUGUCUCUCAGACUGAAGUUAUUGCUGUCGUUGUUGCUCAGACUGAAGUUAUUGCUGUCGUUGUCUCUCAGACUCAAGUUAUUGCUGUCGUUGUCUCUCAGACUGAAGUUAUUGCUGUCGUUGUCUCUCAGACUGAAGUUAUUGCUGUCGUUGUUGCUCAAACUGAAGUUAUUGCUGUCGUUGUCUCUCAGACUGGAAGUUAUUGCUGUCGUUGUCUCUCAGACUGAAGUUAUUGCUGUCAUUGUCUCUCAGGCUGAAGUCAUUGCUGUCAUUGUCUCUCAAACUGAAGUUAUUGCUGUUAAUGUUGCUCAGACUGAAGAUAUUGCUGUCGUUGUGGUUCAGACUGAAGUUAUUGCUGUCGUUGUGGCUCAGACUGAAGUUAUUGUUGUUGAUGUUGCUCAGUCUAAAGUGAUUGCUGUCGUUUUCUCUGAGACUGAAGUUAUUGCUGUCGUUGUCUCUCAGACUGAAGUUAUUGCUGUCCUUGUCUCUCAGACUGAAGUUAUUGCUGUUGAUGUUGCUCAGACUGAAGUUAUUGCUGUUAAUGUUGCUCAGACUAAAGUAAUUGCUGUCGUUGUUGCUCAGACUGAAGUUACUGCCGUCAUUGUCUCAGACUGAAGUUAUUGCUGUCGUUGUCUCCCAGACUGAAUUUAUUGCUGUCGCUGUCUCUACUGUGUUAUACGUGCUAUACGUAUAUUGUAUAAAUGCUGUGCUAUAACUAAUGUAUACUGCGAAUCUGUAUCUCUCAUCUGGAAAUAUAUUUUCAACCGUA